AUGUUGUCCAAUAGCAGUGCAGCUCCCUUCUUGCUGACUGGCUUCCUGGGUUCAGAGGGAAUUCACCACUGGAUUUCUAUUCCCUUCUUUGCCAUCUACCUUUCCAUCCUUUUUGGCAAUGGCACACUUCUCCUCCUCGUUUGGAAUGACCAUAGCCUUCAUGAACCCAUGUACUACUUCCUGGCUAUGCUGGCAGGCACAGAUUUUGGAAUGACACUUACUACGAUGCCCACAGUCCUGGGGGUUCUGUUGCUGAACCAGAGGGAGAUUGCUCAGCAAGCCUGUUUCACUCAGUCCUACUUCAUUCACUCACUGGCCAUUGCAGAAUCGGGGAUCUUACUUGCCAUGGCCUAUGACCGUUUCAUUGCCAUCCGCACUCCACUUCGGUACAACUCCAUUCUGACCAAUUCUCGUGUGAUGAGGAUAGGACUCGGGAUGCUGGCAAGGGGCUUUGUAUCUAUCAUGCCCCCAAUUUUGCCUCUCUAUUGGUUUCCAUAUUGCCGUUCCCAUGUUCUUUCCCAUGCUUUCUGCCUCCACCAAGAUGUCAUGAAACUUGCCUGUGCUGAUAUCACAUUUAAUCGCAUAUACCCGGUCGUUCUGGUUGCUUUUACUUUCUUCCUAGAUGCUCUGAUCAUUGUCUUUUCCUACAUUUUAAUUCUUAAGACAGUAAUGGGCAUCGCCUCUGGGGAGGAGCGAGCUAAGGCCCUCAACACUUGUGUCUCCCAUAUUAGCUGUGUCCUGGUAUUUUACGUCACUGUGAUCGGCCUGACUUUCAUCCACAGGUUUGGGAAACAUGCGCCACACGUGGUGCACAUCACCAUGAGCUAUGUCUACUUUCUCUUUCCUCCACUCAUGAACCCUAUUAUAUACAGCAUGAAGACCAAGCAGAUUCAAAGAAGCAUCAUUCGCCUAUUUUCUGGGUGCAGUAGGGCUUGA
Molecule: messenger RNA, 936 nt
Organism: Tupaia belangeri chinensis (Chinese tree shrew)
Lineage: Eukaryota; Metazoa; Chordata; Mammalia; Scandentia; Tupaiidae
Product: olfactory receptor 51B4
Exons: 1
Coding region: 1-936 (311 amino acids)
Biological process (GO): G protein-coupled receptor signaling pathway
Cellular component (GO): plasma membrane
Molecular function (GO): olfactory receptor activity; G protein-coupled receptor activity
Source: RefSeq, a predicted model, not a curated record